Macrosteles quadrilineatus (aster leafhopper) is the source of this 1604-nucleotide messenger RNA. RefSeq names its product NKAP family protein CG6066-like. The record is from RefSeq and is a predicted model, not a curated record. Gene Ontology annotation, biological process: regulation of gene expression. The coding region runs from base 381 to 1514 and encodes 377 amino acids. Gene Ontology annotation, molecular function: chromatin binding. NCBI's taxonomy places the organism in Eukaryota, Metazoa, Arthropoda, Insecta, Hemiptera, Cicadellidae. Gene Ontology annotation, cellular component: nucleus. The transcript has 5 exons.
UUGUGUCAUAUAUUUCAUAGUUUUGGAUUGGAUUAUAGCCUAAUGUCAGUAGUUAUUCAUCAGAUUAUUUUUGUAUUAGUUACGGGAGUGUUUAGUUUAUUUCCCAGCUGUAGUAAUCUAUAAUUUACCCGUAUGAAUGCUGUCAACGUGUGUGUGGUGUGUAGGGUCGAAGUUUCACAAGAGAUUUUAGGCUAACAAGUUGUAGUUGUACUUGUAGUUGAAGUUGAGUAUUGUCUCAGGCCUUGGCCUGAGUACAUGGUUGGUAUGUGACUAGGUUAAUAUACCCUAUUUUUAUUAUAUACGAACUACAAAGACUUUCAAAAAUUUACUAUAUCUUUAAAGUACUGACUGAAGCUCGCGAGGUCCUAUCUUAGUUAGUAAUGGCUCCUCCUGCACAUUCAGCUUCAUCUCACAGCUCUGGGAGGAAAAGAAAAUCUUCAAAUUCUUCUAGUAGUAGUGAUGACGAGGAUAAACAUUCUAAAAGUAAACACAGUAAAAAAACAUAUGAAUCACGUCAUGAUUCAAGCAGAGAUCAAAGAGGUAACAGUGUAAAACAUGAAUCAAGCCAUGAAAAAAGGAAUGAUAGUAGCCGAUACAACCUUAAUCAUGUCAGGCGGAGUGAAAGUGUAGCAAGCUCAAAACAUGAGGGAAGAUGGAAGCAUGAUAAAUGGAAGGAAUUAGAUGAUGAUAAAUUUAUAAGACCAAUGGAUCGGGUCCAGAAAGAUGAUUCCCGAAGAGACCGUCGUAGUCAGUCAAGGUCUAACUUCCACAGAGAAAGAAACCACAGUUCGGCCAUGGAGGAUUUUAUGGAUCAUAGAAGACUUGAACGAGAACGAAUCACUUUAGUUGGAGUCGAUCAAGUCUGGGCAAAGUCCCCUGCACAUGCAGAAGACACCGAUGAUGAUGCUGAUGCAGCAAAAUCUGCAGCAAAACAUGCACUAUUUGAUGUCAGCACUACAAGUAAAAAGAAGAAGAAGAAGAAAACUGACAAAAAGAAAAAAUCAAGUAAAAAAGCAAAAAAAGAAAAGAAAAAACACAAGAAGAAAAAAAAGAAGAAGGCUUCAAGUUCAUCGAGCUCUUCUGACUCGGAGCAAGAAUGGGUUGAGAAACCAGCAACAAACACAGCCUCUGGAUCCGAGGACGAAGUUGUCGGACCUGUACAGAAAGACAAGGUGACAUUGACGAUGAAGGACUACGGUAAGGCUCUUUUGCCGGGAGAAGGAGCAGCAAUGGCCGCAUAUGUGGCUGAGGGGAAACGUAUUCCUCGCCGAGGAGAGAUCGGUCUCACGUCUGACCAGAUCGCAUCCUACGAGUCUGUCGGUUACGUCAUGAGUGGAAGCAGGCAUCGAAGAAUGGAAGCUGUACGUAUUCGUAAAGAGAACCAGAUCUAUUCAGCUGACGAGAAAAGAGCUUUGGCCAUGUUUAGCAAGGAGGAGCGUCAAAAACGAGAGAACAAAAUCCUCACUCAGUUCAGAGACAUGGUUAGCAGCAAACUACAAAACGAGAAAAAUUGACAUUUAUGUGUUUAUAAAUAGACUACUAUGAAAUGCUUCAAACUGUACAUAGUCCUAGUGUGGAAUAAGUAAACAUUUCAAAUCUUACAA